Molecule: messenger RNA, 2751 nt
Organism: Stereum hirsutum FP-91666 SS1
Lineage: Eukaryota; Fungi; Basidiomycota; Agaricomycetes; Russulales; Stereaceae
Exons: 7
Coding region: 1-2751 (916 amino acids)
Source: RefSeq, a predicted model, not a curated record
AUGGCAAGUCUUUCCUUAGCUCCUAUAAAACCGUUAAUAUUGACUCGAACCAUAGAAGCGUGGUCAGAUCGACCUUACAUACCAGAGGCCGUUCCCAUCCCCGCUACAGUUGUACGUGAGCCAGCUAUGGUAGCACCUUACACACCCAAGAAAGAUGGUCCUAAAAUUAUCCAACAAAAAUUCGACAAUGUUUUUGUGGAAUACAAGCCCGUCUUCGAUAACCUGAAGUCCCAUCGACUAUCUGAUCGCUACCAUGUUGGCAAAGGAUCAAGGCUCUUCAUGCAGGAUGCGUUAGAUUCGGAUUCUCCUGCGCUUGAUCGUCAGGUCGCUGGUAUCUGCGUCCGAGGCAGUUCCGGAAGCGGAAAGAGUCUUACAUGCGCACGAGACCUUUUGGAACAUUUCGGCGUCCUUUUCACCUGUCCAACUGGGGCACACGGGGGGGUGUUCGCUGACGACGCCGUGGGCCGCGGCUCUCACGACAUGCAGACCGCGCUCGAGCACCUGGAACAGAGGAGCGAAUUCAAGGAGAUCACCACCAACCCAGGACAGGCAGAUACUAAUAUCUCUCUUGUCAAGGAUUUCUGCAUGAGCCUGCUUGUGAGUCGCCUCGCAGUCAUACGGAAAGUUCUCGACAGCCAACCGGCCGACUUGUCUUCUAAGGAGCGGAAGCGGGACUGUGGUAUUGUUCAGCUGGAUCCAACGUUAUUUUGCUCGACUCCCGGGCACCCGGAUAUUUAUGAGCGUCUCCUCAGAGUGCUUCGAUUCGCCUCACCCUACGCAUGCGAGUGGCUCCUGAAUCACUACUGGGAGGGUCUCUGCUCUGACUACCCGGAUCUCGUUGAGGACUGUCCUUUAUUCAUUGACGAAGCACAGGCCCUCGCAUCUAAAUUCGGCUCCGUGCACUUUCUCUCCGCCUCCAACCGCAAUAAGUCUCGACCGCUUCUGACCCCGGUGGUAGAAAACCUCAUGAAGCCCAAGAUAUUCACAAGAUGUGUGAUCUCUGGGAUCAGUCUGUCACCGAAAAUCUUCGAUGUUGCCCUGCAGUCUACGACGGCUCGUUUGAACGCGCGUAUCGUGGAACUCACUAUGGCAGACGGAUUCUUCGACAAGGCGGAGCAACGGCGCUAUAUAGUACACAAACUCCGGCCCUGGGCCGACGAGAUUGGUAUCUCCGAGGAAUCCUUUGACUAUCUCGUCGUUCGCAUGACCCUCAUACUUCGUGGUCGAUAUCGGGUCACGACGUGUUGCUGUGAACUGAUUUUGCGCACAGGAACAAAAUCUCCUCACCGAUUUCUCACCGCGUUUGUUCUGAGACUGGGAGGCUUCUUUCUUACGGAUGGUGGAAAGUUUGAGUCUGCUGAGUCUGCCCUAUCAAAGAGAGAGGAAGACGCGAUAAACGCUACCGGCCAAAUAAUCGACUGGGACAUGUUCGAGGAGUUCGAUCAGGACACCAAACGCUGUAUUUUCGAGAUGGUGACGCGUCUUGCUAUUCAAGGACUGUAUACCGCACUGGACGGCGAUCAGAAGAGGUUAAUCGAGGUCGGCAUUGGCCAUCUCACCGUCUCCAAGAUCGUCACCCCCCGCGUUGUCCCCGAAGGGCCAGUGAUCGCCACCAACAAUGCUGCCCCCGAUGACGGUGCCGACGAGGCCAACGACAUCGACGACGACAUCGACGACGACAUCGACGACAUUGACAAUGACGACGACAGUGACGAUGACGACGACAACGGUGAUACCACCAGUGAACCCUCCGUGACCGUCAACGCCGCCACCGACGCCAAUGAUCCCUCUGGUGCAGGCGCUGUGUAUCUUACCGAACUCUUGACCGUUAGCGCGGUAAUGGCCAGGUACCCGGAGAAGGUGGCUGACACCCUGUUGCAAGGCAUGCGUCUUGGACUCAACAACAGCAUGAACGGCUUCGCCUACGAACCCCAGAUCUCAUACGUGGCAGCUAAAGUUCACGGCCACCGGGAUAAGUUCACGAGCUUGGGAAACCUCUAUCAAUUUCACAAGGAAGUUGCGUUCCUGGCGAAGCUUCAAGUCCAGCUCGUUGCCAUGUUUAGAGGACCAGAUAGCAAGUGGCGCGCCACCCAAGCUGGUCCCGGUUUCGGACCUUCUCCCCAGAUGGGCUUCAAGGCCAACUCUCCCAAGGAAUUACUCGAGCAUUUGAAAGAUGGUGGGGCAACAUGCAUCAUCAAUCCCGACAUUUUUCAUGGCGGAGAUCACAUCAAGUUCUACAAGGUCAAAGGGAGCAAGCACUAUAUCAUGGUCGUGGACCAAGCCAAGCUCUCCGCCGGGAAGGAUGGCAAACUGCGGCCGGAAAUGUUGGAGAAGGCCCUGCAAGCUAACGACCCGAGAAGAUACUACAAACCCAAGGGUUCAUCAAAGAAGAGGAAGUGGCUCGUCAAGGAGGGCAAGGAGAUCCUCGAAUGUCUUAAGGAGAUGCGGAACGCAGAAGACAUCGAUUCGAACAACACCUAUGACCCGGCCCUUCUGCCACCAGAGCUCACAGAGGAGAAUUUUCCCCAUACCGUCUGUGGUUUUGCGCUCGCAGGAACGGCCCACUGGCAGGCUCCCGCCUGGUUCGUAUCUGAGAUGCACAGACGCUUGAACCGUCCGGGCCAGGUUCCAGCUUUGAUGUUGAGUGAGCCGUUCGAAAAGCACCUUGGCCCGUCUUGGCGGUUUGCGACCACCGCCCAGAACGAGCCCGUCCGUCCGUUGGGGAGAAUGGAGGGGAGCGCUACUGCCUAG